AUGCCAAGCCUCUUCACUGCAAAACAGGCUGGUGCCCCAAGUCCGCAAGAUGUCAUAGCCACCCAUCGGCGAACCUUCGAAAAUCGUGUAGCGGAAGGAACACUUCGACCUAUGGUUCUGCCAUAUCAUCUUUAUGGCUAUAUAUUGUUAGGAAUAUAUCUCUCUGUGCGACACACGAAUCGACCAAUAUUAUACAAGGCUCGGUGGAUAGUGUUGGCUAUUAUGACAUGGUUUCAGCUCAAAACGCUUUGGCAUACGAGCAGCAAGAAUAUGGCAAUUAGUUUUGUGGCUGGCUUGAUGAGUUCUUAUGGUAUCGCUACAAGUUUGACCUGGCUGGUGUUUAUGCGGCCGCAAUUCGAUGCUAAGAGGAUUGAGAGGAGGAAGAUUCAGAAAUACAAAUCUGCCACUCAUGAUAACGAGGGAAAAGCUACAGCAUAUGCAGAAAGUACGGAAUCUGGUUUAAGGCCGCGUGUAAGAAUAAAUGGAGAAGGAGGUAGAAGUACUGUUGGCUCAAAGGCCUCAAGUGGAAGAGAUGUAGGGACAACCCAUGGCCAAUCAAACGCAGAUGGAAUGACAGAGUUUGAAUAUUAUUGGCAAUCAUACCCAGAUAAUAUCCGGGAGAGACUCGACUGGAUAUCUGACUUGGUCAUUAAUUUCCGUGGACCUGGCUGGAAUUGGACAAUUUCCACUCUCCCAAAGCCUCCCCCUUUCAUCUAUGCCAAAUUGGGUGAACCUGCAGAUGAAGCAUCUAAGAAUAAUAAAUCCUCGACCGGAAUCAAGCGCUUUACCACAAGGCUUGAAAUUCUUCGAACUCAAGUUCCUCGCUUCAUCAUUGGAUAUUUCUUACUUGACGCUGUUAAAACUACCAUGAUGAAUGAUUCAUAUUUUUGGCUUGGCCCUAACGACUAUGCUAUGUCUGCCCAUGCUGCAGCAAUGUCCCCACUCAUACGCUGUGUAUAUCGCGAGCUGUUAUCAAUAGCUGGGGUCCUUAUUUCGUUAGAUAUGGCCUUCCUUCUUGCUCCUAUCACAGGAUGUUUACUUCUUGGCCCGUCCUCCUUCAUGGGUCUCAGAGGUGAACCAUGGUAUUACGCCACCACCUGGGGUUCUUUCUCAGUAAUCGCGAAUAAAGGCCUAGCUGGGCUUUGGGGAGGUGCCUGGCACCAAAUUUUCCGCCUUAUAUUUUCUGCACCAACAAAUCAUCUUAUCGCAAACAGAUAUCUAAACCCCAAAAGCUCAAUUACAAAACUCAUCGCUUCUAUUUUUGCUUUUGGUAUAUCUGGGGUUCUGCAUGCUAGUGGUAGUAUAUCUCAAAUUCCCUCUACAAAACCUUGGAAUCCACCUAUAUUCUUUAUGCUGCAGGCUCUUGGGAUAUACCUACAAACGGGCCUUUGCACUCUUUUUGGUAAAUACAUCAAAAAGAUACCGAAGCCGAUAAGGCAAACAACGAAUGUGGUAUAUGCAUUAUCAUGGGGUCUUUUGACUGGGUGGUGGUUAGCGGAUGAUUUCGCUCGAGGGGGCAUUUGGCUUUAUGAACCUAUUCCUAUUUCUAUAUUUAGAGGACUUGGGUUUGCUGGUAAAGAUCAUGGGUGGUGGUGUUGGGAGCAUAUAGGUGUUGGGUGGUAUACGGGAGAGCAUUGGUGGCAGAGUGGUGUUACUAUAUGA
Molecule: messenger RNA, 1662 nt
Organism: Sclerotinia sclerotiorum 1980 UF-70
Lineage: Eukaryota; Fungi; Ascomycota; Leotiomycetes; Helotiales; Sclerotiniaceae
Exons: 1
Coding region: 1-1662 (553 amino acids)
Biological process (GO): lipid metabolic process
Source: RefSeq, a predicted model, not a curated record